This is a messenger RNA of Arachis stenosperma, 1217 nucleotides long. Its product is annotated as probable membrane-associated kinase regulator 6. The transcript is spliced from 2 exons. Bases 88 to 825 code for a protein of 245 amino acids. The record is from RefSeq and is a predicted model, not a curated record. NCBI's taxonomy places the organism in Eukaryota, Viridiplantae, Streptophyta, Magnoliopsida, Fabales, Fabaceae.
CAAACAUAUGCUACAUAAGAGAAUUAAGCUUGAAAUUUCUCAAUUAAUUUGAGUUAUUAGAAUUUAGAAGAAGAAAAAGAAGAAGCUAUGGAAAGUUCACAUUCACAUUCUUCACAACCUCUUUCUAUUGAAAGCUUCUCUUAUAGUUGGUUAGUGAACCUUAAACCUUCACUAGAGAGCUUAGAUAGUUCAUUGAGAACUUCUCUUGAUGCUUAUUAUUCUGAUGAAGCUUCUUCAUUCAUUGAAAUGGAUCCAAGAAUGCCACCUUCAAAGAGAUUCUUCCCAAAGAACAGCAGCAACUGCUCUCAAGAUUUCAAGUUUGAUUUCCCAACUUCUUCACAAUCACAAAGUGAUGCAGAUCAAUUGUUUUCCAAUGGCUACCUCAUGCCUCUCUUUGUUCAAUCAUUGAAGAUGGAAGAAUAUGAUGAUCAUGGGGUCCUAGAUUCCAAUCUUCCAAGCCUAAAUUCCUCUUCGAAUGCGUCGAAUGGCGCGGCUGCGCCUUCUUCUUCGGCUCAUUCGAGAUGUCCUUCAUUGAAAAGGUGCAGAACAUUAUCAAGGAGGAUAAUUCAAAAGUAUCUGAAUUUCUUAAGGCCCUUGUGUAGAAAACUGAGGGGUCAGAACCACAGCAAGACUAGUUCGAAUUCGAGCACUGAGAAAGUUGUUAAGAGGAGUCAAUCAGUGAAGAAUAGGGGAUACUAUUCUGAAGCAUCUCCUAGAAUCAGUGUUGCUUAUUCUGCAGAUGAUUGGAGAAAGUCUUGUGAUUCUGAGAGCUCAAUUUAUGAAGCAGUUCUUCAUUGCAAGAGAUCCAUUGAAAGAAGAAGCUAAUGAUGCUGCAAGAUGGAAGAAUUUGAAGAUAGAAAAUCAAAUAGGAAAAGGAAAAAGAAUUUAGGUGAAGAAAUUAUUCAAGGCCAGAAUUCAGCAGCCACUCAUUUUCUCUGUUUCUAUCUUCCUCUGCUUGGAGAAGGAUAAUGGAAUUUCAUAAGAAAAAUAAAUAUGUGGUUGGUGAGGCAUAAUUUUCAAGAAAAAAGAAAAGAAAAGAGAAAGAGUACAAUUUUGUUUGUUUAUCUUGUUAAUAUGGGGGAGAAAAAACACUUUUUACUUCAGUUGAGAAAUUUUCUUCAACUGAUGUUGGAAUUAGAAAAUUGUGUGCUAAAUGCCAAAAUGAAUCAGUAUGUAUAUAUAUAUUAUAAUGCUGAUAAUUUCAUUAAUAUUAUCCU